CGUUGUCAUUAUCCACUUCCGCUGUCGGAACCUUGUAAGUCAUGGGGAAAUGAAGGCGGUCUUCGUUCUAAGGGAAGGAAACGAGCUGGCUCAAAAUGCUGGGGAGGACGAGAGGGUCAGAGGAGAAACUCCCGAGCUUGUAAUUCCACAUUGCCAAUAAAUCAGACGUCGUGCUUCUAUUGCCGAGAUAAUAAUUUGCUUGCGAGUUUGUCAAAUGCACGUGGCGAAAUGCACAUGGAAUGAUUUUAAUAAGAACAUCCGCGAUUCGGACUGUGGUAAAGGAGGAGGAUCCAUCCGAACAUGGUUAGACUGUACUGUAGUGUGCCUGUUUGACGUGGUAGGGGUGUUGACCGCGCACGGUGCAAGAGAGCGUCACAUGGCGCCGGGGAUCCCCGAGCGAGCGCCAGGAACGACAUCUGAUUCGAAUUUGUCGUCAUCGAGCGUCGUCCUUCGUCGUCCUGUGGCGCCGUUCAAUGUGGCAUGAGCAAUUCUGCGUCCAUGGUGCCCGGGAUUUCUGCACCGCCUGUGAAGAGUUCUCGCACGACAUCUCACUGAAGACGCACGGGGCCGGUCUCGUUCGCUGUGCCUGCAGGGGGGCAUCGGAUGCAGGCAUGAGACUGCUGGAGUGAUUGCAUUGCCUUGCACUGUUCUGCACGGACUGAUACAGCGAGAGUGGAGCAGCCAGAGGGAGGGAGGGAGUGAGGCAGGCAGGCAGGCAGGCAUGGCGGGGUCUAUGGUCUUUUCGCAGGCUUCCUCUGCCCUGCAAAUCCCACCUUGCUGCGUCGUCAGGAGAGGAUUUCAAGAUGGUUUUCCAAUUUCCGCUUCUUCACAUCUUGCUCCGGUGCAAUUCGCUCGGCCCGACGUUUCUUCAGCUGGAAGCUGCCUCCAUUCCAGCAGGCUGCGUAAUUCUUCACUUUCUUCCUCGCGCUUGUGCCUGCUGGGACCAUGGAGAUUAGCGGCAAGUGUUCAGUCAUUAUCACAAACUAUUUCCCCGAGGAAACAACCGGCGCGGAGUAGUCCAUUUAGAAGCUGGAAAGCAGAGCUUAAACCAGAUUUCGAAGAAUCGUCUUUUCCUGCCUCUGGUCAAAGCACUCCCUUCAAAGUGAAGUCCAGUUCGGGAGAUGUUCAAAAUGUGACUGAUCCUGACAGCGAGGACAGUACGUUUUCGAAUCUUGUUGGCGAAGAUGCAGGUGUAUUCGACGUCAAGGAUCAAAAGACGUCAUCUUGGAUAUAUUUUACUCUUGUGCUGGGAGUCGUUUUGGCUAUUUUGUAUGUUGCCUGGCUGGAUCCAAAUACAGGCUACGGAACGGCAUUCGUGGAUGCUUUGGCUUCCUUCAACGCCAAACAUGAGGUGGUGAUGCUGGAAAUCUUAUUCAUCUUUGCGUUAGUUCACAGUGGUGGUGCAAGUUUACGUGCAUCCGGGGAAAAAUUGAUUGGCGAGCGUGCUUAUCGAGUCUUGUUUGCUGGAAUAUCACUUCCUCUUGCUGUCUCUGCAGUGGUGUAUUUUAUCAAUCACAGAUACGAUGGUGUCCAGCUCUGGCAAGUUCGAGAUGUCCCCGGUGUCCACGAAUUCUGCUGGAUUAUGUCUUUCAUCUCAUUUCUGUUCCUCUAUCCCUCUACAUUCAACCUAUUGGAAGUUGCUGCGGUAGACAAGCCCAAAGUGCACAUGUAUGAGACAGGAAUCAUGAGGAUCACAAGACAUCCACAAAUGGUGGGGCAGUUUUUGUGGUGCCUUGCACACACCCUAUGGAUCGGAAACUCUUUUACAGUCAUCACUUCUUUGGGCUUGCUCGGCCAUCAUCUCUUCGGUGUUUGGCACGGAGACAAGCGUCUAGAAGCCAAAUAUGGGGAAUCGUUUGAAAUUGUGAAGAAGCGCACGAGUGUUGUUCCCUUUGCUGCAAUUUUAGACGGUCGACAACAGCUCCCGGAUGACUAUUAUAAAGAAUUCAUGCGAGUUCCCUACUAUGUGAUAGUCGGAUUCACUGUAGGCGCAUACUUAUCACAUCCUUUAAUCCAGUGGGGUAGCCACUACUUAGGUUGGUAGGUUCACCAAGUUGCCACAUGUAAUUUAUGUCCGUGAAGCACAGCAAUUUUACCGCCUCUAUCUCCAUCUAAUUUAGUGCGGUUUAGGUUGGCAAGAUUUUGUAAUAUAAUUAUAUGAAGUGAGCAAAGCCGAAUCCCUUGCUUUGUGCAUACGAUAUGGCAGUUUCAGACUGUCUACUUACUGCAGCUUUGAUUCCUGGGUAUUACAUGGACUGAGACUUGUGAAGACUAGUAAUUUUCUAGUUAGGCCUUUUGUCUUCUCCCUCAUCUAGAGGUGGAUUUGCACCGAGAAUGGCGGCGUAUGAAAGCUGAAACCAGUGUUGAAACAGGGCGGGAAAUCGAUCCUUCCCACACGUCUUUUGGUACUGUUACACGGAUGCGUGAACCAGAUAAUAAAGUAUUGAUCAAUCAUUUCCAAAUCAGCAGUGUUUAAGAAAGGAAUGGCUACGAGGUGACAAACUGAGACUUCUUCUCUCUAGUAAAGAACUGUGUUCUUAUUCCAAUGAAGGUCUAUGAUAAUCCGUGU
Marchantia polymorpha subsp. ruderalis is the source of this 2569-nucleotide messenger RNA. The record is from the annotation of a GenBank genome assembly. Lineage: Eukaryota; Viridiplantae; Streptophyta; Marchantiopsida; Marchantiales; Marchantiaceae.